GGACGAGAACGGCAACUCGCCGUUGUACGGAUCCGGCGGAGACUUGAUCCCUAGGUGCGAGAAUUGCUGGGCGUACUACAACACGUAUUGUGAUCAGGAACAGUGGGCGUGGACUUGUGCGAUUUGCGGAACGCUAAAUGGACUCUCGUCUGAGACGAUUGCGAGGCAUGCUAAUCCGGAAUCGUCUCCGGAGACGAUGUCGUCGUUCAUCGAUCUGGAAUUGCCUCGCUAAUACAAGAAUUGGCAAAUAUUUCUUCUUGCACUGGAGUCCAUUGAAGCUGUUAUAUGAAGUUAUUGAGUUCUGUAUCAGUUAGACACUACUGUAUUCAUUUGUAAACUUAGUUCCAUACCAGUGAAAGUGUAGCCUAUUGCAGGAAAUAGUGACUGUUUCUAACAGUGGAAGUUGUUUUUAUUAUUUUUGUUUUAUAAUCAUCAAGUUUUUUUAGAAAUAGAUGUCAAUAUUCAAUUAUUCAUGCGAAUUAUUCUCAGUUUUUUCCAUGUUGUAGUUGAUGGUGCUGAGGAGGAGGAUAUGCAAGCCCGGCCUGUUUAUGUUGCUGCUAUUGAUUUGGCAUCCUCAGAAGAGUUUCUAGAACUUACAAAAAGUGCUUUGUUAGCAGCUCUGGAAGCUCUUGCGCCUGGAUCUCUUUUUGGGCUUGCUACAUUCAGCCACAAAUUAGGUUUGUAUGAUGUGCAAGGACCAAUUCCCGUGGUGAAAAAUGUUUUCUUACCUGCGGACUCUGAUGGAACCCUAUCAAUUGAGCUUGAAGAUGCUAUGCCAUUGUUUUCCUUUUUGGCUCCAGUAGAAACUUGCAAGGAUCGAAUUGCAUCUGCACUUGAAACCUUGAGGCCAACAUCGUCAUGGGCAGGUACAGGUGGCGAACAAGGAUUGGAUAGAAUUCUGCUGGGAGGACGCGGUUUCGGGCUGGCAAUGGAAUCACUUAUCUCAUACCUUGGAUCUGAACACGGCAACACUUUCGCAUUAGCCAGAAUCUUUGCUUUUCUAUCUGGGCCUCCUGAUUAUGGGCCUGGCCAACUGGACACAAGAAGAUAUGGCGAGCAGUAUGCUAGCAGAGGAGAGGAUGCUGAGCUGGCAUUACUUCCUGAACAAACACCGUUUUACAAAGAUUUGGCUGCAGUUGCUGUUCAAGCUGGUGUUUGUAUAGACAUACUUGCUGUUACAAAUGAGUACACAGAUCUGGCGUCCUUAAAGUUUCUUAGCAUUGAUAGUGGAGGCUCAUUGUUUCUGUACCCAAAUACUGAUGAUUCAACACUACCUCAGGAUAUGUAUCGAAUGUUAAGUCGUCCAUAUGCAUUCAAUUGUGUCAUGCGGUUAAGGACAUCCACUGAAUUCAAAACCGGAAAUUCAUAUGGUCACUUCUUCCCUGACCCACAAUAUGAAAAUGUUCAGCAUGUUAUUUGUUGUGACUCGUAUGCUACUUAUGCUUAUGACUUUGAUUUUGUCAAUAAUGAUGGGUUUGCCAGACACACUUCCGAGCUUCCCAUGUUACAAUUGGCUUUCCAGUAUACUGUUGUGGUGCCCCCUGAGGAACAUUCAACUACAGGCUCAGGCUUGACGAGUAGAUCAAAAUACACUAUCAAAAGGCGACUUAGAAUAAGAACAAUGCAGUUUGGAGUUGCACGUAACUUUAAUGAGUUAUAUGACAGUGUCGAUCCUGAAGUUGUUCUUUCGAUACUUGUUCACAAGGUGAUACUAGCCUCGCUUAGCGAAGGAGUUAGAGAAGGCAGGAUGUUACUACAUGAUUGGCUUGUAAUUCUUACAGCUCAAUAUAACGACGUAUGCAAAAUUGCUUCCAGUGAGUUUAGAAGCUCAACGGGGUCACUUAUUGAUGUCACAUUUUCUCAAUGUCCACAACUACAAGCUUUACCUCGAUUAGUAUUUGCUUUACUUCGAAACCCUCUUUUGCGUUUUCAUGAAGAAGGCAUUCACCCUGAUUAUCGGAUUUACCUUCAAUGCUUGUUCAGUGGGCUGGAACCGAGUUCUCUUCACCGUGCAAUAUAUCCACUUUUGACAUCAUAUGCAAAUCCUGAUAAACUAGCGUAUCCUCGCCAUUCAUUGAGCCGGGCUGCUUUAAUGACGAGUGAAAGUCCGAUAUUUUUCCUUGAUGCAUUCACAACCUUGAUUGUAUUCUAUUCCUCUACGGCUGACCCUACACUUCCUUAUCCUCCACCACAUGACUGUUUGUUGAGAAGAACAAUAAACAAAGUGAAACAAGAACGAAGCAUUACUCCUAGACUGAUGUUUAUUAGAGGCGGUCAAGAGGAUGCAUCCGUGUUUGAGAGUUAUCUAAUUGAAGAACAAGAUGUGGAUGGAGGUGGGUUCGCAAAUGCGAUGGGCUUUGUUUCCUUUUUGGAGGAGAUCAGUCAGAGUGUGUUAGAGUACAUGAAGUAGAAGACUUGUACAUAUUGCAUCAAGGGUUGUACCUAGCGAGAGAGUUUUGAAAGUUUGUUUUCGGAGACAAGUUUUGUGUAACAAGGACUAACCCAAGAUUAGUGAUCAAAAUGAGGAAGUAUACACAUUUUUUGGAAUAAAUAACAUGUUGAGUUGAUGGUUAA
This is a messenger RNA of Helianthus annuus (common sunflower), 2574 nucleotides long. Its product is annotated as protein transport protein Sec24-like At3g07100. The transcript has 14 exons. Gene Ontology annotation, cellular component: COPII vesicle coat; endoplasmic reticulum exit site. NCBI's taxonomy places the organism in Eukaryota, Viridiplantae, Streptophyta, Magnoliopsida, Asterales, Asteraceae. The coding region runs from base 473 to 2410 and encodes 645 amino acids. Gene Ontology annotation, biological process: intracellular protein transport; endoplasmic reticulum to Golgi vesicle-mediated transport; COPII-coated vesicle cargo loading. The record is from RefSeq and is a predicted model, not a curated record. Gene Ontology annotation, molecular function: zinc ion binding; SNARE binding.